CUGAGGCGGCCUGUCGGUCAAUUCCUGACGAAGGAGGGGAGGGGGCUGCCCUGCUCGGUUCGGGGCUUGGCAGCAGUUUGGGUUGCGCGGUAGCGGCAGCGAGAGAAGCUGUGAGGCGGCGGAGGCGGCCGGGAGGAACAGGACCGCAUCUGCAGGCUGGCAAGCAUUCACAGCGAUCAAAGAGGCGGCUGUGAUCUUGCAGCGUCUGGUUUAUUUCUCCCCCCAUCCCUAACAGUUGCCAUGAAGACAGACUAGAGAAUCAUAAAUAAAGGAAAGAAGGCACAAGUUGCAUGAGGGAAAAGCAGAUCCCAAGGUCUUUGCCAUCAACCUAACAGGAUUAUCCCAAGAACAGUGGAAAAAAAGAGUUCUCGGUGCUGGCUGGGCCUAGAACCGAUGGCAGACAAUGUCUACAACUAACAACAUAGCCCAGGCCAGGAAGCUGGUUGAGCAGCUGCGCAUCGAAGCUGGCAUCAACAGGAUAAAGGUCUCCAAAGCAUCCUCCGAGCUAAUGAAUUACUGCGAGCAGCAGGCCAGGAACGACCCUCUGCUGGUUGGCGUUCCGGCCUCCGAGAACCCCUUCAAGGACAAGAAGCCGUGCACCAUCCUAUAGCUUGGCCCUCGCCUGCAUGUUUGCCCUCUGUCUCUCUGUCUCUCUCCCAGGCAAGGCGCUGGCCUGCACCGAUCUAAAGCCGAGUCGAGCAGACUUUCAAAACUGUGCAGAGGGGUAAGAAGGACUGGGAGCUCAGGCUUAGCCAAGGCAGUCCGCAAAAACUUCUCAAAACAAAAAAAAAUAUCUAAAAAGCGUUCGCAAAUCCAAGGUUUACCUCUGAUCUGGAGAAGGGUUCCAAUUUUAAAAACAAAGCCAGUGUCCUGGUUAAAGGGAGGGAGGUCUGGGGGGGUGGGGGGGCAUCUGUUUUUAAUAUAGUGCUGGAGAGGUGGGGCCAAGCUUGGAUUCACAGCCACUGACUUUGCUUUGAUCUGGCCUCUUGUCUUGAGAGACGAGACCAGAGUCGGGCAUGUGUGCGUGUGUGUUUUGUUGUACAAAAAAAAAUGUUUUCAAAUAACUGAAUUUGUGCCAUAGAGGCGAGCCAGAGGGAAAUGGGGCAUAGAAAACACAGGAGCCAUAUUUCGAGGGGGCCAUCGCAUGAAAAUCAUGACACUUUCUGUCCGUUCUCAGGAGCGGUGCAUGGCUGGGAAUCCCCUCGUGACUGUACAGUGUCUGUAAACAGGAAUAAAGGCUGUGACGUUGCAUGGGGGCGGGGAGAAUUGGCCGGCGACCUGUUCCUUAGUAAACCCUGUGGCCUCAUGGGAGAGAGGAUCCAGUUUCAAGAAGCAAAGAGAUGGGAAAGAGGGUCCUAUGUUCGCUAUCAGAUCCCCUCUGGAGACCUUGGCGCUCCUUUUCCUCACUCCAUGUCGUAGUGCUGCUGGCUUUAUGGUCCCUUCUCCCCCGCCAAAUAGAUGGCGCAGGUAAUUCUCUCCCACAGACCCGCCCCCCGCCUUUAAUUUUCUUCCCUUGUCCUACCAACUCCUUCCUAUCUUAAGAACCCCUUCCUUCAUUACAUCGAUCUGCAUCGAGCUAAAUCAAGAAGGCCCACAGUUUGCAUUUUCAUGUGGCAUUCGGUAAUGUGAAACUUCCUUUGCAAAGAAGGGCAAUGCCUGCACAGGCCAGCUGUGCUUUGAGAAGUCCAGCUAGCAAUAGAGAAGGGAGACUCUUGGCUAGUCCUAUCCCAUACAGUGGAAGCAACCUGACCAACUGGUUGCCUCUUUGCUGAAGUCCAGCAUCGUUUUGAAGGUCCUGUUUUAUUUACGGAUGGGAGGAGCCCAUCUUGGCCCAUUUCGGGGUGGGGGGGGCGGGCAGAUAGCCUCGUUGUUAGGCUCUCUCGCUGCUUGCUAGCUUGUGAGCAACAGGCCUUUCUUUACUUCCUUUUCUCUGCAUUGUUGAGAUGAGUCCACAUCUUCCACCAUCCUGUGAUGGGUGCUCUGGCUCACAGUCAGGCGACAGACCACCUCAAACGAGAAAGCCUCAGGCCAGCUUCCUGGUUAAUCAAAUGCACGUCUCACACUGGGAUAGAACCCCGACAGGUGAAGAUCGUGUCUGUAGUAGCCGAAGUCGUAGGCGGCAUGAGGUUAGUAGAAGGGUGGAGAUGUCCCAGUCUGCCUUGGUCCCAAAUGAGCGGGGCAGGGGAAGGGACUGAAGAACCUUUGCCUGUCUUUGUGGACCCUCUUGGAUAUCGUUCUCCCUUCGAUUUUCAUAGCCGGGUGUCUCGAGAGGAUAUUCCUCGGUCCCUUCUCUAGCCAGGCUGAGCCAGUGGAAUGAGCUGAGCUGCUUAGCAGAUGCCCUCUUGGCAGCAUGAGAGGUGAGGGGCCGAUGGAAAUGGCAACAUCUCAAGCCCAUCUUAAGGCAUGGGCGGGGUCCGCUCUCCCAAGUACCCCAGAGGUUAAAUUUGACGAGAGCGGGCAAGGCUUGGUUUGAAGGUUUGACCUCCAGUCAGGUAGGAGAAAAAGCUCCUGACUCAAUACUGUCCCAUAGAGGACCAGUCGGUCGUGGUCUGAUUUUGGUCAGCUUUGCAGCCCCGUUGCGUCACUCUGCUUGGCACGGGAGCAUUUGCUUUGUUGACAAGAGUGGCAUUUGAGGCCUCGCCGGGAGGUUCCUUGGACCAGAACAGCCCAUGUUCUAAAAUAUUCCCUGAAACAUAUCUUGGUUUGCCUCCCUCUGCGGCUACUCCUGAGAAUUCAGCAGGUGCCACUUUUCCUCUAGAGGUGCUAGCCAUUCUCACUCUCUCCCCACACACCCCCUCCCCAUCAGCCUUUUAAAACACACCUGACCAUUGCCAGCCAGUCGGUUCACAAUUCCUCCGGAGGGAGGUCUUUGGAACCAGUCAGCACAGCCUGUUUUCACUGUUGUCAGGAGGACGAAAGCAGUUUGGUGCGGGUUUGCAGUCUUUCCUCCUUAGCGAGGUGCGAGGUGCCCCAGAGAAGGCUUUGUCUCCUGCCAGCCUUAACCCCUCUUCCGCCAGGCAAGGUGCUACCAGGGAAAGAGCCCACUGGCCCGUGAACUCCAGGCUGGCUUCCUCCAGGGCGCCGUGUCUGACGCCCUCGCAGCUGGAAGAGCAGGUACCAAAGCAGGACGGCCGGAAACUCGUUCGUGGGCCCGGCAUUUUCAUUCGUUGUUUCUCCCCAGGCUAUCUGCCACCCUGGUCACCCCAACCAAGUCGCUAGACCGAAGGCCAAGCGGGCUGGGGUUCGUUCCCCACCUGUCCCCUCUCGCACUGCUGGAGAGAGGGUUACCCGGCUGCUUGCCCAGGAGACUACAACUAACACUGGCCAAUCUCAGUCUGUGUGAGGUGAACACCCCCGUCCCCCAGACUGAGCGGGCUGCAUUUUGUGGGAGCAGGAGGGGCUCUCGGUGGCGUUUUCCAGACACUGCAUGGAAAGGAGAGCAGGGUGCCCCGAUAGGAGGAGGGGGAUAAUAAAGAAUCCCUUUUUUCGGGAUUUUGAAAAAAAUGAGGACAUUGGAGGACAGUGAUCAACGAAGAGAAGAAGGGAGCCAUCUCCAGGCAAAACAAAGGCGAGGAUGCAAACGGUGCAGAGGGUUUGUGACCAUUUUUACAGCCCUCUGGGUCGUUUGUUUCCUGGCCUUUGGCAUUGUAAGGCCAAGUAGUCCAUCGCAUACGCCCUUUGGAGCUGCCCUUCUUUGGCUGAGCUGGGCAAAAUGAUGGUUGAAGGGACAGGGACCAGAGAGACAGACCCUUCCCUUUCCACUAGGGUAAGCGGCUUGUCUUGCUAAAUAUGCAGCAAAGCAGUCCCCCAACCACCAGGCGUGUAGAAUCGCAGGCUGCAACCGCCUGCGACCUGUGCUUGCAGCAAACCAGUUGGACAACGGGGCCAUAUAUCUCUGAGGCUUUAUCAUGGGUGGGUACGAGGCAGCAGGGCUGGGAAACAUGGCCUUGACUGACUGGUGACUUUUGGGGCAGGGAUGUUAGGGAGCGAGGCAGGGCCCCCAAAUCCUUCACUCCCUUGCUUUUUAAAAUGAACUUCCCUUAGAUCAGUGGUCUGCAACCUGCGACUUUCCAGAUGUUCACGGACCACAGCCCCUGAUGGGAUUUGUAGUCCAUGAACAUCUGGAAAGCCGCAGGUAGCAGACCCCUGCCUUAGAUGAAUUCAAUGCCUGACUGUGAUUUGUGGAUUUUGUGUUCCUUUUCUUUUAUAUAAGUACAGAGUUAACAGUAGCAGCUUUGCUCUUUGUGUGUCUCUCCAGAACAACACAGAGAACUAGGAACCCCUUUCUGGACCUUUUUUAAGUGCUGUGUAAGGUGGAAAGGCAGAAAAGCAGAGCAGGGUGUCUGUGCCAAUGCCAGGAGAUUUGGGGUGUGUGGGUGUUCCUCCUAGAGUUCAGGGUCUCCAGCUUUCUUUGGAAGACCGUUUCAGUUUGGAUGUCAGCACACUUCCACUCGGGAACUUACAGACUUGCUCCAAAGAAAGAGAGAGAGAAAGAAAAUGGCCGAAUCCCUUCUUUCCAGUCUCCGGUUGGAGCAGAGGGAGCCAUUUUGCGCACAUGACUUUCAUAACUCGGAUUGGGCCCGCACUUUAUCCUAUGAAAGUCACAAGAAUGGCUUGGAAAGCCAUUCUUGUGUACAGAACAAUUGCCUCUCGCUCUUUCCCUCUUUCCGCUGCAAGGCCGCUUGGACUUGCUUACAGAGCAAAAGGGGGAACUCGAAUAACUGUGGAGAAGUCAAUUUGGGGGAAAGGUGGGUGGGCCAGAGAGAAGCUACACCCCUCUUAACUUUUUCUGUCCUCCACAAGUGCUAAAGGUAACAGGCCCCCCCCCCCCCCCCUUACACUGUCUACUUUUGCAUCCGGCCAUACAACUUGCUUAGCUGUGAAUUAUGCCUUUUCUCUGCUUUGUUGCUUUCUUCAGGAGAGGAGGCCAAGUCCUCCCCACCCCACCCCUGCUCUGGCACAUAAAACCAAGGCAAGGGCUGUCUCCAGCCCACCCCAAGCUGAGCAAGAUUCCCUGUCCUCUUUACCUGCGAGGCUCUCUCAGGAGAUCCAGGCCUUACGCAGGCCCGCCCGCCCUCUACAGAUACUAACUUCUCUUUCUCCUUUGCCAAAACUCAACGAGUACUUAAAAAGUCAGCCUUCUGUUGUUUUUAUUUAACAAGGUAAAAACAAAACCACACCUACAUUCAUUUCAUGUUCUUUCAGGAAAGAAAUUGCCAGCUUCGUGUUGGAUAUUUUGUGCUCUUAAUUUCUCCUUCCCUCUCUUUCUCUCUCUGGUUUAUUGUUCUCCUUUGCCAAAUCCUGAUAUCGUUGCCAAAAGCAAAUCGAAGUUUAUAAAGACUGUAUCUUAGGAAAGUUUUUAAAAAAAAUCUGUGUAUGUAAUUGUAGGCUUGAUCAUCUUUCUCCUUUCCCCCCCUCCUUUUUUAAUUUUAUAAUUUCUUCAUAUUUCCAGUGUGCCAUAGACCAAUUUUCUUGCACAGUGUUUAAUAUUUUGUGGAAUUGCUGUUUUAAAAAAAAAAGUGAAUUGAUAACACACCAAAUUAAAAAAAAACCCUCACUUUU
This is a messenger RNA of Sphaerodactylus townsendi, 5562 nucleotides long. It is a transcript of the gene GNG7, whose product is annotated as G protein subunit gamma 7. Gene Ontology annotation, cellular component: heterotrimeric G-protein complex. Lineage: Eukaryota; Metazoa; Chordata; Lepidosauria; Squamata; Sphaerodactylidae. Gene Ontology annotation, biological process: G protein-coupled receptor signaling pathway. Bases 404 to 610 code for a protein of 68 amino acids. The record is from RefSeq and is a predicted model, not a curated record. Gene Ontology annotation, molecular function: G-protein beta-subunit binding. The transcript has 6 exons.